Molecule: messenger RNA, 951 nt
Organism: Danio aesculapii
Lineage: Eukaryota; Metazoa; Chordata; Actinopteri; Cypriniformes; Danionidae
Gene: nfam1
Product: NFAT activation molecule 1
Exons: 6
Coding region: 176-895 (239 amino acids)
Biological process (GO): regulation of B cell differentiation; B cell receptor signaling pathway; positive regulation of cytokine production
Cellular component (GO): membrane raft
Molecular function (GO): transmembrane signaling receptor activity
Source: RefSeq, a predicted model, not a curated record
GUCCACUGUGGUGUAAUUUAGUUUAACUUCCUGUGAUGUUUGGACUGAAAACUGUUCGUUAGCUCUUUAUUGGUCUUGAAAAUGGUUUGCUGGAUGGAGAGUGAUGUCUAAUCUCUAAUGGGACAACUGAUAGACUGCCUAAUUGUUUUUGGAAAUUUUAAUUUUGUUUAUCAGGAUGUAUGCAGCCAAACACGUCCUUCGCUGGAUUGUAAUUCUGUACUGUUGGCAUGAAACUCAAGCCAGUCUUUCAAUCGAUAUGCUGAACAGAACCAUAGUGGCUCUAGCAGGAGAUACUCUUGAGUUCAACCUGAAAGUGGUCAUUGCUGCAAACUCCUCUUUGAAACUUGAAUGCUACACUCAGAAAAGAAAUAUUUGGAAAAAAGAACUAAAUGGGGGAUUUCAUAAAGAAACAAGGACGGUGCCUGCUCAUAUCAAAAUGCACAAUAACUCCAGUUCUGGCAAUUACAAUUUUCGUUAUGAAAACCAAAAAGUGUAUUGGGUGGUUCAAGUUAGGGAUAAAGGUUACGAGGAACCACCUGAUGAGUUACACAUAGACUACAUCAUCAUGAUGGCAAUCUCAGGAAUUCUUCUUAUCUUCAGUGUUGCUGGAUCACUGUGUAUAUUAAAGAGCUAUAAGGAAAAGCCUCCGUGUAGAGAUGAUGAAAAUGAAGUAGCGGAGCAGAGAGCAGAGGAGAGUGAUGAUGUCAUCCCGGAUGAGGAUGCCGGAUCUGCGUCAUUAUACACUGCUCUACAAUACAGAUCAGACUCUGUUUAUGAUACAUUGCAUCCUGAUACGACAGCAGAUGAAGGAAACACAGUGAAGAAUAUAUCCCAUAUAAAGGACUGCAAAGUACUAGAAGAUGAAGCACUUGAUUCUAUUUAUGAAAAUCUGUGAAUAAACAUAAAGUAAUGAAUGAAUUUGUAAAUAUUUUUUUACCUGCUAGAAUGUAC